Penicillium hordei is the source of this 2919-nucleotide messenger RNA. Its product is annotated as ankyrin repeat protein. Lineage: Eukaryota; Fungi; Ascomycota; Eurotiomycetes; Eurotiales; Aspergillaceae. The record is from RefSeq and is a predicted model, not a curated record. The transcript has 5 exons. Gene Ontology annotation, molecular function: protein binding. The coding region runs from base 1 to 2919 and encodes 972 amino acids.
AUGAAAGGACACCAGGAGAAACUACAUGCGCAGGUGAUGGCAUUGCAGCUAUUACUCCAAGUCUGUCAGUGUCAUACAUCACAAGAACAGGUCCGCUUGUUGAGACAGGCAACAACUCGUCGCAUUAUGCGCAGGGUUCGCGAUGACACCGAAACGCUAGUAUCCGCACGGACGCGACAAGCAUCUCGCAGAACAGCAGCUUCACAGCCCAGUGACCGAGUUUUUGAUUUCAAAGAUGCUCUCGCAGAUUUGCCAGUAUAUCGCAGUUCACCUCGACAACUCGUACCAUCAAUCGGGGCCUCUAUUAGCCAGCCCGACAGCAAUAAUGGCCAAAGUCCAUUCACAGAUGAAGGCUAUGCAGACACCCUUACGCGCAAUAGCAGCGUUACAAGGCCGUCAGUUGAUGCUGCUCCACCUCACCAACAUCAUCUUCUCUUGCCCACUAGUCCAUCGGCGCCGGUACAUCCAGCUCACAGGAGGGCAACAUCUUACCAAGAUGCGGCGCGUCCAGGCUUGCAAAAUAUGACCCGGAGCAAGUCAGAUACUAAGACAUCAAAGACAAUUGAAAGAUCCGCCUCUAACAUUGAAAGGAUAUCUUCUCUACUUCGCUUGAAUACCUCCAGUCAUCUAAAUCUUGCCUCUUUGUCUUCCAAGGGCUCACCGAAAGUAGGCAAUGGCACACCUUUCAGAAGAGUUAAGCCUAGACGAGAGCAAAAUUCUCAUAUCAGCAUUGAUCUGACAGGCGCGGAUGCUGCCUCUAUUCCACAGAUUGUGAAGGCCGCCCAAGCCGGCUCCCAAGGUGAGGUAGCACGGCUCAUCGAAUAUGGCAUUAAUAUUGAAGAGCGACAUACAGCAUCAGGUCGAAAUGCAUUGCUUGUUGCUGCGCACUGCGGAAAGGAUGACGUUGUUGUGCUUUUGAUUCGACAUCAUGCUCGCCUAAAUAUAACUGAUGGGUCUGGCUGGACAGCACUUCAUCUUGCAGCUUCGUGUGGUCAUUGCGGUGUCAUAAGCUUACUCAUGGAGGAUAGCAACAUUGCCGAAGUUCCAAAUUAUCAAGGCCGUACAGCGCUGCGCAUUGCUGUUGACCGAAGCCAGCACGAGGCCCUACAGAUGCUGCUUAUGCAUAAUGCAGAGGUCAACACUCGUGCUGAUAAUCAAAUGACCAGUUUGCACACUGCAGCAAAGCAGGGUGAUGCGGAAAUCGUCUACAUGCUUGUGUCAAACGGCGCUGAUAUCGAGGCCAAGGCCGCUACCAUGAUGUCGGCAUUGCACUAUGCAUGCGAAGCAGGCCAUGUCGAAACAAUUGCAACACCACUGAUAUGUGCUGCUGAAUCAGGCUGGUCCCGGGCUGUCGAAUUCCUAUUGAAAUCUAAGCCAAAGGCUUCGUCAAAUGGUACAAAUGACACCGGGAUGACUGCCCUGCAUUGGGCUGCCUACAAUGGCCACGAAGAGACAGUGGAGAUUCUCAGUCAGAAGAAAGGAUCUCUGGCUAAGGUUAAUGCAAUGGGACGAACGGCUUUGCACUUGUCCGUUUUUCAGAACCAAUUUGCUGUCGUUGAGCCAUUACUACGCAAGAGUGCCGACCUCAACAGCCAAUGUGGAACAGGUCUUACUCCGCUUCAUUAUGCCUGUAUGGUAGACAGCAUCGAGAUAGCAACGCUGUUACUCUUAGAAGGCGCUGACAUUGAAGCAUCGAAAUAUCAACACCAGCAAAGACCUUUGCAUAUCGCAGCAGCGCGAAGCUCAAUAAGCCUUCUGGAUCUUCUUUGCGACAAAGGAGCUUCUUUAGAUGCCCGGGACAGCGUUGGAGAUCGGCCGCUAAGUGUUGCAUGUCGCUGUGGACAUGUGGCUGCAGUGCUAAAGCUGUUGGAUCGAGGAUCUCCUCUCUACCAGAAGCACCAAGCUACGUCGCGCAGUGACUCUCCUCUAUGCUUGGUUGCUAUAGCAGGCUAUCUACCGGUGGUCUCGCUGCUGCUAGAGCGUGGCGCAUCGGCAUCCAAAAAGGACGAGGGAGGUUGGCAGCCUUUCCGCUAUGCAGCAUAUCACGGCCAUCUGGAUGUUCUUCGGGUGCUCUUGGCUCGCACUAGGAUACCCGACAUGGAUGCCCAAGAUAUCAUUCGCAUGCCGGAGACAAUUGGGUUCUCGUCAGAUGCCAUUAUAUCUGAGGACUGCAAGGCUCGGGUGAGAGAACUUCUCAACCAGGCUUUGGCGGAGUCUGGUCUGAUGCCUCCAAGUCAUACCCCAAGUAUACUCCAGAAUGUAAAUCAAGGGAAUUAUCCUGCGCAAUAUUUGCAGUCUCACAAUUUACGAGACUGCGAAAGCUUCCUGCCUCAAGAGCUACCUGCAACCUUAGAGCAGGGCCAGCCCAGCAGUCGUUCAACAACUCCUGAGCAUGGCUAUCGGGCUGAACCUCCACAAUCCAUCGACCCAUUGUGGCAUAGUCGUAUGCGACCCGGUGAGCAAAUGUCACCGCUAGUAAAGCGUAAAUUGCUUCCGUUCGCAAUGACUCUCGUGGGGUAUCUCCUAUACUUGGCCUCUAGCCAGAGAAGAACCACCGGCGUCGGCCACCUUUAUUCCUCGACCAGUCCCUGUCUUGCUCUCUCAAAUUCCCCCGAGAUCUUCGGGGAUACUGUCUGGUGGCUCGAAGGCUGGGGGCUAUGCCGCUGGAAAUACGCCAGUGCAGCACAUAAUCAUAGUCAAGAGAGUCACGUUCCUAGAACAAUUUCUCGGCGUGAAAGUGAGUUUCAGACCCCAAGGCCCGAAGAGCGGUCCGAACGUACUCAAGAUACCAUUGGUGAACCCUCAGACUCGGAUUCGGACUCGAUGUCUUCAGUGUACACAGCACCUGAAGGAGAUAUGGACGGUGAUGGUGUCUCGAGUCUGAAUCACCGAAGCGGGCCGUAUGAAAUGACUAUAUGA